Messenger RNA from Nothoprocta perdicaria, 882 nucleotides. RefSeq names its product glioma pathogenesis-related protein 1-like. NCBI's taxonomy places the organism in Eukaryota, Metazoa, Chordata, Aves, Tinamiformes, Tinamidae. The record is from RefSeq and is a predicted model, not a curated record. Bases 1 to 882 code for a protein of 293 amino acids. The transcript is spliced from 6 exons. Gene Ontology annotation, cellular component: extracellular region.
AUGAAAAUCCCAUUGUUCUGUGCUGCUUUGUUCUUCUUGGAUCUCCUCGUUGGCUGCAACGCUUACGCACAGGAUCCCUUGCCUGACAUAGUGGAUGCUAAAUUUAUUAAAGACUGUGUGAGAGCUCACAACGGCUUCCGAUCCAAGGUGAACCCCCCAGCCAGCAAUAUGCUCCGCAUGUCCUGGGACCCUGCUUUAGCUAAGACUGCCAAGGCAUGGGCAAAGAAGUGCCAGUUUAGGCACAAUAUCUACCUUAAAAUUCCAGGGAAGGUGCAUCCCACCUUUACACCCGUUGGAGAAAACAUCUGGACCGGCACGGCCACCAUCUUUUCUGUGGACGUAGCUCUCAGUGACUGGUUCAAUGAAGUUGAGAGCUACGAUUUUGAUACCAACGACUGUUCGGGCCAGUGUGGUCACUACACCCAGGUUGUGUGGGCCACAAGUUACAAGGUUGGCUGUGCUGUGCACUUCUGUAACACAGUUCAAUAUUUUCCAGGACUCUUCAAAGCAGCACAUUUUGUUUGUAACUAUGGACCAGCGGGAAAUUACCCAACAAAACCUUAUAAAGUAGGACAGUCAUGCAGUGGAUGCAGUAAUGACAAGUGUGGAAACAAUCUCUGUGAAAACGUAGAACGCGAGAAACUGCUAAGCUAUGCCAGCUGGCAGCCGGACUGGGACACAGCGCCGCAGCCGCCGCGGCCCCCGCGGCCACGGCCCCCGGGGCCGCCUGCCCCUCGGCCGCCUCCCGCGCCGCAGCCCCGUCCCUCCUGUGACGGCUACUGCCUCAGCGUCGCGGUGCUGAGGCCCUUGCUCCUGGUGCUCAGUGUUGGUGCAGCUCUUCUAGUACAACAGCGGUAUCCCCACACGUUUAUAUAUGCGUAA